Molecule: messenger RNA, 2451 nt
Organism: Dendrobium catenatum
Lineage: Eukaryota; Viridiplantae; Streptophyta; Magnoliopsida; Asparagales; Orchidaceae
Exons: 7
Coding region: 664-2271 (535 amino acids)
Source: RefSeq, a predicted model, not a curated record
CAAAUUUCGCCCAUGAUCUGUACGACAAGGGGUUUCGGGGACUCAGGGAUGAAACCCUAAUCGCUUCUCUAGUACUCUCCUCUAAAAUGUCUUCUUCUUCGUCUUCGGUGAUACCAUGGAGGUGGGUAAUUGAAUACCUAGCCGACGUUCCAGAUGUGGGCACCUCCAUCCUGAGCGCUCUGGUCGAUAGGUUUCCGGAAGUGCUGGCUAAUUCUUUCGGCGCUGUAAAAGAGAGGCUUUCUCUGAGAUACCUUGAAGAGGGCUCGGGUAUGGCCAGCGGAGAGACGCCACCGGCUGUGGCUACCAAUGCUCCUUCGACGUCGGCUUCUGCCGCGAAGAUUGAUGCGGCCCUAACGUGCGAGGAGGUUCUGCUGUCAAAAAAAAAAAUUACUAUAUUAGGUGGCCACAACAAAUGUUGAUGUGAGGGGAAAAGCUGGCCUUGAUGGUGGUGAUCUUCACAAAUUUAUUCUCCUAAAAAGGGCGACACUUCCAAAAUCUUCUAUUGAUUUGCUAAAGGAGAUAGUUCUAAGAAGCUAUCAUCCUGAUUUCUCAUACUCAAAGGAAUGCAAUGGUUUGCUUAAAGUCUCAAGAUCUGUUCGUGUAGAUCAUCACACUUCUAACAAUCAUAGUGAUCAUGAUAGCAUAAAGAAAAAUCUAAGAACCAUGAAGUAUGCGAGCCCAUGGAUGAAGAAGCUUACUAUUAUUAGGAAAUAUAGAAAAUUGAAAAAACUAGUGAAUAAUACAGCUUUGAGUACUGUCGGUGGAGCUUCACCAAAAAUUUCUAGUACCCUGCAGCAUUUCCUGAAGCAACAAGUUCCUGAUGAUGAAAAGAAAAAUCAACAGACUAAUGCUGAUGGCACAUGCAAUGUUCAGUUCCUUGCAACUGAGAAGGCUACAACAAAUACUUGUGAAGAGUUCCAUGAUGGUUGGAUGCAGUCACAGAAAGAUAAUUUAUCAGGCUAUGUUCCUACUCCAAAUGGUGACUCACAUGACUUAGAAGGAUCUCUUCGAUCUAGACAACAAUCUCAAAAGCAAAAUAUUCUGCAUGAUGAUAGAGCUGAUUUCGAAGAAGUAGCUGGUAGCGAUUGUGAUGAUUUGCAGUUGUUGGAGCAGACUUCCAUGCACCAUUCUUCUUCUACACAAAGCUUGUGUAUAAAAUGUGGUAGAAGCGGUCAGCUUUUGAGCUGUCGUGGUGAUAGCUGCUCAAGAUUUAUUCAUAAAAGCUGCUUGGUCCUGUUGGCUGGUGUUGAGAAGAAUGGCCUUUUCUAUUGCCCAUUAUGUACUUAUAGAAAUGCACAUAUGAUGUAUAACAAGUCAAAAAGAACAGCUCAGGAAGCUCGAAGAAACCUUUUCUUAUUUUAUGAUAUUGGUCCAACAGUUCAUGACUUGAAAAGGAAAAAUUCUUCUGCAAAAAUUAUGACAAGAAAUGAGCAGAUAAGUGACAAUCACAACAGCAGUGAGCACCCAGAUUUUCCUUCUAAUCAGCAACUUCAAAACACUUCUGGCGUACAGAAAUACGAUGAUGCUCAAAAUGCUGAAACAAGUAACAGUAAGUUUGUCAGAGACAAUAACCAGGGAAUCACUCAAAAUCAGCAAAAUCAACUUAAUGGUGAGGUUGAUAUGGUCUGUAAGAUUAUAUUGCCUUAUAGAGAAACAAUUGAACACGACGCUCAUAAAGAUGUUCAAGAUACACCCACGAAAUUGAAAAGUGAUCCUGCUAGAGAACAUGAAAGCACUAGAGUAACAGAGAACCAGCAGCAUCUGGAUGAUGAUGGAAUAAAUGACAAUGUUAGUGUACCCUGUGAUAUGAAUGCAUCUCAUGAGAGAAAUGGCGAUAUUUGUGUUACAAACAGUAGAACUAAAGUUUUCAGGGAUCAUUUACAAGUUAAUGAAAUUAAAAACCUGCAUAUUGGUGAUGUAGAUCAGGAACCGAUAUCUUUACAAGCUGCCAAAAGAUCACCUGUGAAGGCCAAAGGGGAGGGGGAUUAUGAUGUGAAAAGAAAGGCUUCAGCUUCACAGAUCAGUGAUAGGUUUGCCAAGCGAAACAGAAGAGCUAAAGCUGUCAAGUUUGGUAAUUAUCAGGGAGUUGUCAAAAAUCAGCAAACGGAUAAUUCAUCUUCUAGAGAUUUAAGGAAGAACAAAUAUUGUUGGCAGAAUCAAGGCAGAAGAAAGGACUCUGUGGUUAACUGGGCUUGGUUUUUGAUGAUGGAGAAAUGUGUUCGAUGUAACUGUGGUAAUUUACUCCGAAACGUUCCCCUAGCAGGAGAAUGAUAUUAAUUUGGAAGCCAGAAGAAGAAAAAUUUUUGGAGGAAGCCAUGCAGAAAAUUCCUAAAAAUGAAGAUGGAGGUAUCCCAUGGACAAAAAUCUUGGAAUAUGGUCGUUUUUUUCUUCAUGAAUCUCGUACAACCAUUGACCUUAAAGAUAAGUGGAGAAAUAUGCAGAAAAAAAAAG